Molecule: messenger RNA, 2448 nt
Organism: Camellia sinensis
Lineage: Eukaryota; Viridiplantae; Streptophyta; Magnoliopsida; Ericales; Theaceae
Product: F-box/kelch-repeat protein At5g60570
Cellular component (GO): nucleus
Molecular function (GO): protein binding
Source: RefSeq, a predicted model, not a curated record
ACAUUCGAUACUUUCUCUCUCACCCCAGCAUAAUUAAUUUAAAAAGAAAAAAAAAAGAAAAAGAAAAAUCCAUAGCUUUUCUCAAUCAGCUCUCAGUUUCUCUCUGAUUUAAGAAACGAACCGUAUCUCCACAACACACUCUCUCUCUCUCAAUUCUCAUCUCUCUGUCUCUCUUUCUCUCUUUCUCUCUCUCUCUAAACUGUUUUUCUCUCUCUAUAUUCGCCGGCGACAUGUUCAAUGCAACUUUCCGGCACCGUCGCCGGCGUUCAACCAUCUAGAGAACCGAUCAAACCUCCUACAAUUUCUCCGGCGGCGUCGCGGCGCCUUUCCGGCGAGAUUCAAAUAAUUCUCCGCCGAUUUUGACCUUUUCUCGAUCAGACAAAAUCUCCGCAAUCUUGACACCGACCUCUUUGUUCGGUUCAAUUUUGUUGUUUUGUAUUUAAUUUUUGUUUUGUUUUUUUUCACACAAUCAUUUGAAGCAGAGUUCUCGAGAAAAUCAGCCGGAAAAUAUUGAUUCUCCGUUGGUCUCGCCGGAAUAUUGAAUCGUGACCGGAGGGCCCUGCAAAUUGAGGUUUUGCUUCGUCAUACUUGUAUUGUAUUGUAAGUUAUAUUCAAUACUUGGUUGGAUUGAUUGUUUUUGAGUAUGGAGUGUGAUAGCAGUGAUUUAAUAGGAUGAUGGAUAUGUGGAAUUAUAGCAGUGAUUUAAUAGGAUGAUGGAUAAAAUAAUAGACAGAGAACAGUAACAUGCAAAGAUCGGAAUAUUUUUUCUGGUUACGGGGAAAGUGAUUGGGAAUUGAAUUUGUGAAUUUGUCAAUCAAAUUGGUGUUGUUUUGGGGGUAAAUUUGCAUAGUUUAGUUGGGGGGGUAUACUAAAGAUUUGAUAACAUGGCAUUACAUACUGAUAGGUCGAAGAAACAAUUAAGUCCGUAUAAGAAAAAUAGGUCGUGCUCAGAGUAUGUGAUCGAGGAAGAAGAAGAAGAAGAAGAAGAAGAAGAAAGUGGUGUGUCGGAAAUGGGGUCGGAGAGAAGAGUUUAUGAUGGUCGAAAAAAAUUGGGACCAAGUGAUUCUUUUCUACCUGGUCUACAUGAUGAUGUUGCUUUGACUUGUCUUGCUUGGGUUUGUAGAUCUGAUUAUGCUUCCUUGUCUUGCUUGAAUAUGAGGUUUAAUUCACUAAUGAAAAGGGGGUACUUGUAUGAUUUGAGGAAGCAAUUGGCGAUUGUGGAGCAUUGGGUGUACAUGGUUUGUGAUCCAAGGGGAUGGGAGGCAUUUGAUCCCAGGAGAAAUAAGUGGAUGACAUUGCCGAAAAUCCCAUGUGAUGAGUGUUUCAACCAUGCAGAUAAGGAGUCGUUGACUGUGGGCAGUGAAUUGCUGGUUUUUGGCCGUGAAUUGUUUGAUUUUGCCAUUUGGAAGUACAGAUUAAUUUGUCAGAAAUGGGUGAAGUGUGAAGGAAUGAAUCACCCUCGUUGUUUGUUUGGGUCUGGUAGUCUAGGUUCAAUUGCUAUCAUUGCAGGAGGGAGUGACAAGAAUGGGAAUAUUUUGAAAUCUGCUGAGCUAUACGAUUCGAAAACUGGUAGAUGGGAAAUGUUGCCCAAGAUGCACUCUCCGCGUAGAUUGUGCUCAGGCUUUUUUAUGGAUGGCAAAUUUUACGUGAUUGGUGGAAUGACAAGUCCUACUGAUUCAUUGACUUGUGGAGAGGAGUAUGAUCUUAAGUCAAGGAAGUGGAGGAAAAUCGAGGGCAUGUAUCCAAAUGUCAAUAGGGCUGCUCAAGCACCUCCACUUGUGGCUGUUGUUGAUAACGAACUAUAUGCAGUUGAGUAUUUGACGAACAUGGUGAAGAAGUAUGACAAGGAGAAGAACUCGUGGAAUGUGUUGGGAAGGCUUCCAGUGAGGGCUGAUUCGUCCAAUGGUUGGGGCUUGGCUUUUAAGGCCUGUGGAAAGGAACUUCUUGUAGUGGGCGGGCAAAGGGGCCCAGAAGGUGAAGCCAUUGUUCUGAACUCAUGGUGCCCAAAGUCAGGCGUCCAAAACGGCACUUUGGAUUGGAAAGUAAUUGGUAUGAAAGAGCAUGUUGGCGUGUUUGUGUACAAUUGUGCUGUGAUGGGUUGCUGAGGAUUUUUGUAUUUUGACUCACUUGGAGGAUCAUGUAUCUUAAUGUGACCUAGCCUUCAUUUGCUUGCAUGUUUACCUGAUUGACCAGAAUUAUUUGAGGAGCUAGCUUCUCUGAAGAUGAGAACUUGUUUUUAUUCUCUUUUAACAUUCCUGAAUUGGAUGUACCUCACAUCCAUGAUCGUGCUAUAUGUGUGCUUUCAAGGCCACUGGAUAGAAGUAAUGUUGGUUUUUAUCUUUUUUGUUUUUUCCAAGUUAUGUUUCUGAUUCACAGCAAACUGCUUCAUACCAAUAAAUUGCAAAAUUUCAUUAUUUAGUGAUUUGGGGUUAUUUAUUUCAAGCUUCA